AAAACGCCCGACUGCAGUCUGUUUCACAUCGGUGUAGAUUUAUUAGUUUUAAUACAGAUGAUUUUUGAAGAUUAAUUUCCCAUUUCAAUAAGUUUAACUUUAAGGGUACAUAGGAACACAUUUAACGCUGCAAUAGACGUAACCUGGAACUUCUGGCCACGUCACUGGUUGCUUUUGAUUGGCGAGGGUGUAGUUUUUGCUUACCGUAAUGUGUCGUAAUGAAGAACAGUUUUUUUGUGGGAUAGAAAAGACACAAAGAAAGAGAUAGAAAAUAGUUUUGAGUUACAGCUUCACAUAAGUCCAAACCACUGCGUGUCACAGAAAUAUUUUUGUUCUUCGGAACAAUAUACAAUACAAAGCCCGUCUAUUCAAACUACAAGAUGAUCAGCAACGCUUACAUCAUUUUUGAAAUUUACGGUACUAAAUCAGGAUGCAACAACCCCACUUCCUGUUGAAUUGUCUGUCAACGUGCUGUUAAGAGCUUGCAAGCAAAGUUGCAGUUUUGUAAGAAAAGAAAAGCCAAUUUACUGCUACUACCAGAAAUAUGCCUCUUAAAUUUGAGCUAUGUCCCGGAAGAAUGAUUGGUGGAAGCCACCCAUGUUUCAUUAUAGCAGAAAUUGGACAGAACCAUCAAGGAGAUAUUGAGAUUGCAAAGAAAAUGAUCCGGAUGGCUAAGGACUGUGGAGCAGACUGUGCCAAGUUUCAGAAGAGUGAGCUGGAGCACAAGUUUAACAAACGUGCACUAGAACGACCUUACACCUCCAAGCACUCCUGGGGGAAAACGUAUGGGGAGCAUAAGCGUCACCUUGAGUUCAGUCACGAGCAGUACAGGGAGCUACAGAAAUAUGCAGAGGAAAUUGGCAUCUACUUCACUGCCUCGGGAAUGGAUGAGAUGGCAGUUGAAUUUCUUCAUGAGCUUAACGUUCCCUUCUUCAAGGUCGGUUCAGGGGACACUAACAAUUUCCCAUAUUUAGAAAAGACUGCAAAAAAAGGCCGUCCAAUGGUGGUGUCCAGUGGGAUGCAGUCAAUGGAGACAAUGCGUCGUGUUUACCAAACUGUGAAGGAACACAACCCUAACUUCUGCAUCCUGCAGUGCACUAGUGCAUACCCGCUGGAGCCUGAGGAUGUCAAUCUGCGGGUCAUUACAGAGUACCAGAAGGAGUUUCCAGACAUUCCUAUUGGCUACUCAGGCCAUGAGACGGGAAUUGCGAUCUCUGUGGCAGCUGUGGCGCUGGGGGCCAAAGUGGUGGAGCGUCACGUGACUCUGGACAAGAAGUGGAAAGGCAGUGACCACGGAGCCUCCCUGGAGCCUCAGGAGCUGACGGACUUGGUCAAAGCCAUCCGCACUGUGGAGCAGGCACUGGGCUCUGGCAUCAAGCAGAUGCUGCCCUGUGAGGAGCCUUGCCACAGCAAGCUGGGAAAGUCUGUGGUAGCCAAAACAGCCAUUCCCAAGGGCACAGUGCUGAGCCUGGACAUGCUGGCAGUGAAGGUGGCAGAGCCAAAGGGAGUGCCCCCGGAGGACAUCUUCCAGCUGGUGGGCAAGAAGGUCUCCGCAGACAUAGAGGAGGAUGACAGCAUCACUGAGGACGUUAUUGACAACUAUGGGAAGAAAAUUAAAUGUUGACUGAAUCUAACAUUGGCCAAAUAGCUUUGAUUAAUCAAUAUAUGCUGUAAACAAAACGUUAAACUUGCAUACAUGAGGAGAUUCCGGGAAAGCAAUUUUUAAGGGCAGUUUUGGAAAAAUAUUCCUAAAUUUAUUUCAGUGGAUAAAAUACAGGUGUUAACUUGAAUUUACCUGUGAUUGUAAAAUGGAAAAUAUGUUUAGUUACGUUUCAGGAGAUAUCACUGAUUGGAAUUAAAUGAGUUUUCGUGGAGCAUUGUUUUCUGUGAGCAUUCUAAACUCUUUUGAUGAGCAGCUCUGACUCAUCUUUAUAUAUACACACUACAUAUGGUGCUGCUGCGGCUUUAAAUGAUCUCUUUAUGACAAGACGUCCCUAAAAAAGAAGUUAAAUUUUAGUUUGAUGUUGUACUGUAAGGUAAGCAUGUUUAUCAGGAGAAAAAGUUUGUAAUUUGAUGACUGAAAGUUACAGUAGAUCUCAUACUUUUUUAAUAUGCCAAAAGCACUUGUGCCAAGUUGGAAUUCAUUUUGUCAAUAUUUUGUAUUGAUGAAUAAAACAAUGCCCAAAACUACUUUUGUUUGUGUACUAAGCAGAUGAAUAGACAUAUAACAUUUAAGAACUCUAUUGUUUACAAAUGUUUUUAAAAUAUAAAUCCUUUUGCUAGCCAUUCUGUAAUGUGAUAUUCUGAAAUUAAAAAUGAUGUGGUGAUAAAGAUUGGUGAUAUUAGUGGCAUUUAAAAUGCUUAGAUGAAAUUAGCAGCCUGGACCCUAAAUUUGCAACCCAUUUCUUGCAGGAAACUCUUAUUUACCAGACCCAGAAAGUGGGUUCAUUGAUAGGAUGUCGGACAGCCUGUGCUUCAUGACUGCUCUCAAACUGUGCUGUGUUUAUCCUGUGGGUCUCCUCUUGUUUAGUGUUGUGAGUUUGUUCUUCAGAAAGAUAAGAAAAAAUGAAAACAGUGUGGCAAGUAUUUAAGAAUUUAUUUAUGAGUUUACAAAUUUAAAUACAGACUCCUGAAAGAGAAGCAUUUGUUCCAUAUCUCAAAUUGUACAUGGCCAGUGGUAUUUUGGGAUAAAAUUAAUUCAAUCUUAUUAUUUAUUGCUUGGAUAGAAAUAGUGCUAAACUGACAUAUUUUUUGCAAUAUAAAAAUAUAACAACAGUGCUUAUUAAACAUGAAUAAAGGAGGGUAGAUAUCUUUUGGAAUUUUAAUUACACAUGUGGAGAACAGUAAACAGCCAUGCCUGAAAAUGUUGAAAUAAAAUCUGUCCUGUGA
This is a messenger RNA of Lepisosteus oculatus (spotted gar), 2889 nucleotides long. RefSeq names its product N-acetylneuraminic acid synthase a (gene nansa). Gene Ontology annotation, molecular function: N-acylneuraminate-9-phosphate synthase activity. Gene Ontology annotation, biological process: carbohydrate biosynthetic process. Lineage: Eukaryota; Metazoa; Chordata; Actinopteri; Semionotiformes; Lepisosteidae. The record is from RefSeq and is a predicted model, not a curated record.